CGUUGCAGGAGGGCAGGGCGGAGGCGGAUCGGGAAGAUCCCUCGCUGCCCGCUCUUGCCUUCUCCCUCGUGGGAAGCCCGUCCUCUUCCUUCGUGCGGAGACCCCCGCUCGGGGAGAGGGGAGGCCGGGCUGGCGCGCCACCGUGGCCACGCCAGGAUGCAGCUGCGCGGUCACGGCGCGCCGAGCGAACCCGGGAGGGGAUGUGGGUGGGGCAGAGACCGGGUUUCUCUGCUCCAGUUCCUGAACUGCGCGAGUAGCCCUUUGCACUGAUUCGGGAAUUUAGCGACGUCCCCUUGCCUGGAGAAAAGUGGGUUUGUUAUGGUCUCUCGCUGGGCGCCUGGAACAGCCUGACGCUGCAAACCGGAGCAGGUCUCCCCGAGCAAGUGUGCAGUUGAUCUGGAGAGGGGAGACGCCGGGAAAAGCUGGCCCCAAAAAGUGUCUCCGGCGGCCGUCCUUCGGGAAAGCGUCCUUCGAUUUCACGCCGGUGCGGGAGGGGCAAGCAAGAUCUCGGCUACCUUUUUUUCCCAGGGGGCUUAGGGCACAGCUGCCGCCGCCACCACCGCCGCUGCUUCAUAGCAAGAAUCCAGACUCCAUGGCUGAUUCUGGGAACUUCGUCAGGACCAACUGAGAGACAAAGCCUUGUGCGAACCAGGAUCCAAGCAUUCCCUUUCCCCCACCCGGUUAAUCCCAGUGGCAUUGUUAUCUGUGUCUAAGCCUGUCUGGCAGUUUUCCCCAGCGGAGCUCAGACGGACUCCACCGCAGUGGUGAUGAUGGCUGAUCCUGGUGUCUGGAACGGAGUCUAAAUCUGGGAAUGACUCUUCUUGGGUAUUUUGCAGAGUAAAGCUCUCUAGGAGACCACCAGCUUCAUAGAUGGACAGGAUGUACAGAACUGAUCCUCUGGCAGGAAACUGGAGCUCCAUCUCCCUAGAUGACUCCAUAUUCCUGGAUGCCCAAAGCAACAGCACAGAGCAGUGCUUCAACGCCCAUUCCCGCAGCUCUGUCCUGCAAGGGCUGCCGUUUGGCGGUGUACCCACGGUGCUUGCCCUCAACUUCAUCAUCUGGUUGUUCCUCCUCCUGGUCUUCUCCUGCCUUCGGAAAGCAGCUUGGGACUAUGGGCGCCUGGCCUUGCUUAUGGACAAUGACAGCCGUUUUCCUCCAAGCACAUGGAACUCCUAUGACCUCACAUCGCUCUUCUAUGGGGAGCAAAGUGAAAAAGAGAAAUCCCCAUCAGAGACCAGCCCACUGGAUGCUGACAACAAAGAUGUGGGAUUCUGUUCCUGGCUCCUGUCAGUCUACCAGAUGAAGGAUGAGGAAAUCCAAAGCAAGUGUGGAAUCGAUGCCACCACCUACCUCUCCUUCCAGCGGCAUGUCUUGGUGCUGCUUCUGAUCAUCUGCGUGCUCUCAGUGGCUGUGGUCCUCCCUGUCAACUUCUCUGGGGAUCUCUUGGGGAAGCAUCCAGCUAAUUUUGGCCGAACCACAAUUGCGAAUGUCCCCAAAGAUGACCGUCUCCUGUGGCUGCACAGCAUCUUUGCCCUCCUCUAUUUCAUCAUCACCGUGCUCUGCAUGGCUCAUCACUCCAUCCAGCUUGAAUACAAGGAGAAUGAGAAGGUGGCCCGGACCCUGAUGGUUACCAGGAUUCCCAAAGAUAUUAUGGAUCCCUCCCUUGUCAUCAAACAUUUCCAUGAGGCUUACCCAAGCUGCACAGUGACUGGUGUCCAGUUCUGUUCUGACGUUCGCACACUGAUGAAGUUGGAUUCAGAGAGGCGCAAGGCAAUGAAGGGGAGGCUUUACUUCACCACCAAGGCUCAGAAGGAGGGGAAAAUCAUGAUCAAGAUCCACCCCUGCUCACGGAUAUUCUGUUGCCGUAGUUGCGGCUUUGAAGAGGUAGAUGCAGAGCAAUACUAUGGGGAGCUAGAAGAGAAAUUGACAGAUGAAUUUAAUGCAGAGCGAAGCCGGAUUGCGCUGAAACGCCUCGACAUGGCUUUUGUCACAUUUCAGGAUGAGAGGAUGACAGCCACUAUUCUGAAGGAUUACAGCCGUGUCUGCUGUCGCAAGCAUCCACAACAGUCUUCUGUUACCACAGUGGUGAAAUCCCAUUGCUGGGGGGUCAGCUAUGCCCCCGCUCCCAACGACAUCAUCUGGGAGAACUUAUCCGUCAGCGGUGCUUCGUGGUGGGUGCGAUUUGUCAUGCUCAAUAUCUGCCUCUUCAUCCUCCUCUUCUUCCUCACCACGCCCGCCAUCAUUGUCAACACCAUGGACAUGUUCAACGUCACGCGGCCUGUGGAGAGCCUCAAGAAUCCUAUUGUCACCCAGUUCUUCCCCACGCUGCUGCUCUGGGCUUUCUCAGUGUUCCUGCCUUUCAUUGUGUACUACUCUGCUUUCUUCGAAUCGCACUGGACAAGGUCAAAUGAGAAUCAGAUCACAAUGCACAAGUGUUAUUUUUUCCUGGUGUUUAUGGUUAUCAUCUUGCCCUCACUUGGAUUGACCAGUUUGGAUCUCUUCUUCCGCUGGCUCUUUGACACCCACUUUGUGGAUCAGGCAGAGAUCAAGUUUCAGUGUGUUUUCCUGCCCGACAACGGUGCUUUCUUUGUCAACUAUGUCGUCACCUCCAGCCUGAUUGGGACAGCCAUGGAGUUGCUGCGCAUCCCUGGACUCAUUGUCUAUGCCACGCGGCUCUGCUUUGCCAAGUCUGAACCGGAGCGGCUCCACAUCAAGCGGAACCAAGCUUAUGAGUUCCAGUUUGGAUUGGAGUAUGCCUGGACCUGCUGUAUAUUUGCUGUUGUCAUGACCUAUAGCAUCACCUGCCCCAUUAUUGUCCCCUUUGGUUUGCUGUAUAUGCUGCUGAAGCACAUGGUUGACCGCUACAACAUUUACUAUGUCUACAUCCCCACCAAACUGAACCAGCGCAUCCACACGGCAGCUGUGAGCCAGGUGGUGGUAGCUCCCAUCCUCUGCAUGUUCUGGCUGCUCUUCUUCUCCGUCAUCCGACUAGGCUCCAUCAGACCCAUCACCAUUUUCACCUGCGUGGUCCUUGUCUCCUGCAUCCUUUCUUCCUUCUUUGGCCUUUGUCUGAAGAAGCUGCAUCCAAGGAAGCCCUCCAGUUACCAGCAGAUGUCUGAGCAAUCUGAAGGUGCCUUCAAUGAUACAGAAAGGAGCAGCAUCUCUUCAACCCCCAAUUCAAAUAUGUUUGUGGCUACAGUGCUUCAGGAGCCAGAACUAAGCCUAACGCCAGCAGCCUCCCCAGCUCACCAGUCUUACGGCACCAUGGGCAGCCGCCUGGAGCAAGCCGAGAACAUGGAGGAGGGAGGCCUGCAGAGCUUUGAAACAGAGCUGGAGAGCACAGAGGGCGAAUACAGAACCGGGCCAGUGCUGGAUGACCAAACCCGCUAUCAUUGACCACCUGCUCUCAGAGUGAUGAGACAGACCAGAGAAACAUUUUGAGUAUUAAGAGUGCCGGAGGGAAGCAUUAUGUCCCAAGGCCUAGAUUGCUCUGAGUUGCCAUAUCAGUCCUGCUGUAAACCAGUUUUGAGCAAAGGUCUGGUUUUGCUACUUAGGCCAGAACCACUCAGGCUGAUGCACAAUGGGCCUUCAGUGCUGCAGUUCUCUUGGCCACAGUGUUGGGAUGGCAGCUCAACUGUCCAGCAGAGAUGGAACAAACAGGGAGAUUCUGCGUAGGCAGUGUAACUUCAGUUUUUUACUCCCAGCUGUUUAACAGCAGCAUGUUCCACAUGUUGCCUCUCAUCCUUCUGCUCCAGGGCUACAGACUGCCAUUGCUUGACUCUUUUUGUGUCUUCUGACAAAUCUUCCCUUCUCUCCGUUGCCCCAAUUGGUCUCCCUCGCCUUCCACUAUUUUUGCUUUUCAUUUAUAUUCUUUUUUUUGGCAGAGGAAGAUGUUUCUCUAGUGGGAGCAGCCUUCUCUGCUCAGGCCAGCAGGAGCAAGAGACUGUCUGGAUUUAAAUAGCAUCAUGCGCCCAGUAGCUACAAACCUUUCUAUAAAACAUUUGGGUGCGGGUGUGUGGAGUAGAGAGCAGAAUGGUGACUCCCGAGACACAUUCAAGUUGACUGCACAGCCCGGUGUAAUGCAUUUGUUGCAGAAGCAAACUCCCAAUUGUUUCCUGAAUGCAAGAGGGGCAUUUGCAAAAGACAGGUGCUUUAGCUGCUUCAUUUUUUAUAUGCCCAUUUGUUGCUGCUGCAGUUGUUGCUUUUGCCCAAAUUCACUGCCUCCGAAAAAAGACUUUCUUUCUCAGUGUGGCCUAAGUGACAGGCCUGACUUGUCUCUGUUUUUCUAGGUUUGACUGGUUGUGUGCUUUAUGCCCAGAAUAAUGGCCAUGUUCGGGUUUUUGCUUACCUUUUUUCCAACCGUGUUGGAAACUGCCUGGUUCCUUGUUUGAAAGCAAACUUGAAGGCGGAUGGGUGGGGUGGGGUUGAUGAAUGAGAUUGUGUAGAAGCUGAGCCCAAACCAGACAGGACAGCAGCAGAGCUGUGUGUAUAAAUCCAGAUCUGAUGCAAACCCCUAGAAACCAGGGGUAGAGUCAAACUUUUAAGGCAAAAGGAGGGAGCUAAACGAACAGCUAGUGCCCUGAUUAGGGGGCUAGAUAACUUUCUGCAGGGGGUUGAGCCCUGGGGAGAGUUACGGCUUUGGUACACAUCACUCAUAUGCCCCUUUUGCUCCAUAAAUUGGAUCGCCACACCUGCUUGACUUUCAGCAUCUUCGUUACAGAUCCAAGUUUAAACAUAUGGUUAUGUCACAAUCACAGCUAAUUUGGCACUGGCUUGAGAGCUGGGUGGGAUGGCAGGCAGGCAGUGGGGACAUCUCGACCCUUCUGUGACAAUAACCCAUUUGUACAGCAGCAUGCUCUAAGCUGCCAGUGCACAGGCUGCAUGAUAUCACAGGCCCAAACCUGGCCAGCCCCCUUGUCUCCAAAUGAUAGGUGUGCCUGCCAGGAUAGACUUGUGCAUGGGAAUGACUCCAUUUUACUUUGAAACCUCCACUGUUGUAUAGGACUUUCUCUGGCUCAACUGCAUUAUAUACUAGCCCAUUAGAUCAGUGCUUCACCAUCAUUCAUGUCCGUAGAACAUGAGACUCCUAAUCUAUGAUUCUGCAAAGUCCCUAGGAGUAAUGGAGUGAGAUUUCUCUCAUGGGCUGCUGUGCUCAGAACCUGGGAUGAGGCUGCCCAAUUUUUUUUACUUAGGAGCUAAGUAAAAGCCGCAAGAGAGCAAGCAGGAAGGAGAAGUAUUAGGUGAUCUGCAUACAAAUCAGAAUUGCCAUGCCUUUUUUCUAGCAGGACUCCUGUGCGCUGAAUUACUGCCUGUCUCACAGCUCUUAAGCAGGUGAAACUUUCCUAGCAUGCUGGUGCUGUAAUUGGGAAAGCUGUUCCCAAGCUACUCUGUCGCUGUUAUAAGAGGUUUGCCUCUUAGAUUUCUGCUGUCCAUGCAACUGUCAAAAGGCCCAGUAGGUGUCGGGAGAGAAGGUAGAAGAAGCCCUGUUUCCAUCUUCAAGGCCUGUUUUGAACAGGGCAGAUCUAGGUUGCCCAUUGCUGUUUGAGAAACAGAAAAGGCACCUUUGGAUUUGAUAUCCUGCCUUUCACUCCCUUUAAGGAGUCUCAAAGCGGCUAACAUUCUCCAUUCCCUUCCUCCCCCACAACAAACACUCUGUG
Molecule: messenger RNA, 5657 nt
Organism: Podarcis muralis (Common wall lizard)
Lineage: Eukaryota; Metazoa; Chordata; Lepidosauria; Squamata; Lacertidae
Gene: TMEM63C
Product: transmembrane protein 63C
Cellular component (GO): plasma membrane
Molecular function (GO): calcium-activated cation channel activity
Source: RefSeq, a predicted model, not a curated record